AUGGUCCACCGCAUCGCGUUCUGGAGCUUCUUCGGUGUUGCCGUCCGCUUCUGGCAGGUCGGCAUUGAGAUGCGCCCGUUCUUCAACAAGCAGUCGCUCUGGGCGUACCCCGUCUACGCCGCCGGCGGCGCCAGCUUCGGCUACUGGCUGCAGGGUGUCGACGACCGUCAGAGCGCUACACUGGCUGAGCGCAAGUCCAUCUUGCUGGAGAAGAGAGCGAAGAAGGCUGAGCGUGAUGCCGAGGCCGCUACUGCGGCGCAAUAA
Molecule: messenger RNA, 264 nt
Organism: [Torrubiella] hemipterigena
Lineage: Eukaryota; Fungi; Ascomycota; Sordariomycetes; Hypocreales; Clavicipitaceae
Source: the annotation of a GenBank genome assembly